AUGACGAUGACGCUCGAAAAGCUCAGUACCGGAAAUGGUGUUGGUGGUCUCCCCACCAUGGACCGUCACCGACGGUCGACCGACAGCUGCACGCCCGUGUUGAUGGACAACUUCUACAUCGACAUACCGACCCCGUCGACACGCAGCGUGUCACCGCUCUCGUCCUCGGUGUCCCCCGGGAAGGACAAAUCGUUCAGCUUUUUCCGGAGCGUGUACCGCAAGAUCAGCCUCAAGUCGCACGACGAGCUGAAUCAACUGGGAGUUACACACGGGGACGAGGAUUCGCACAGUUCGUCCGUCGAUUCCUGCUCGUCGAUCAGCGAUCACCAUCGGGAGCACCUGCCAUCAAGGACCAAGCUCCAGAUGCAGCUGCGACUGUCGGAACUGGCCGCACUCUCGGGUGCCUCCAGCGAAAUGACCGUGAAUGGCGCCAAGGAGGCGCCCGGUGAUGUCUCGGGCUCGGGAGUGCAGGAUAGCCGCCGGAAGUCACGUCGCUCGUCGGUGCUAAAGCUACUGGAGAGCCUCGCCAUCAGUGCACCGAUCCGCUCGCGGUCCCUGUCGUGCAGUAGCAGCUCGGUGAACAAUCUGCUCCACAGCAAGGGCCGUGACUCGCGCACCGAGUCCAAGUGUUCACUGUUCAGCACCAACAGCAACGGAGCCAACGGUGAGCGGAGCAAGGAAUCCAACAAACCACCGCCGAAAAAGAUCCUUCGCCGGCCAGUGUCCUACACGUAUCUGAGAGGUAUCUCCGGGCUACCGACACAGCGCGUUCCACGGUCGUCCAUCUGCUGCAGCUACUACGGCCGCUAG
Molecule: messenger RNA, 810 nt
Organism: Anopheles bellator
Lineage: Eukaryota; Metazoa; Arthropoda; Insecta; Diptera; Culicidae
Exons: 2
Coding region: 1-810 (269 amino acids)
Source: RefSeq, a predicted model, not a curated record